This is a messenger RNA of Didymodactylos carnosus, 2827 nucleotides long. The record is from the annotation of a GenBank genome assembly. NCBI's taxonomy places the organism in Eukaryota, Metazoa, Rotifera, Eurotatoria, Philodinida, Philodinidae.
AAUCCGGUCUCAGGAGGGCUAUGGGCCGAAACGAUUGCCAUAUUCGGAUUCAGUGCACUUGAUUACCUAUUGUCCACUACCUUACGGCUCAAAAGCGAUUUAUCAGUUGGUGUCCUUCCCUCGUAAGUGUUAGAUAACGAUUCCACAUAUUAGAAUAUCAACCCACGUUAUUUCGAAUUUUAGUGUAUGAAAAUCGGCGUUAUCACGCAUCCACGCAAAAGUGACCCAAUUUUUUGAGUUAUUAAUCUAGGUUCAGCUCCACGUGCAUCUAGAUGUACGUGAAGAUGAAUCCAGAUUAAUAGGCCAAAAAAUUGGGUCGGUUUUGCUUGGGAUACAGAGGACAUCUAUUUUCUUUUAGUUUCUCACUUUUCAGUAAGUAAUAUCAGUUUGUCGCAAGAAGUAUGCAGACAUAGUCAGAAAAAUUCUGGUGAGACCAUCAUUUUCUCAUAUUUUGUUUUUAUGCGUAAAUAUAAGAAAAGUAGUACAGGUAUUAACCAUUUUCUCAUAGUUUCGGAGAGCUAAAAUGUUUAUGGUCAGUGGUACUGAUGAUGUGUUUUCUAUUCUAGUUGACCGGUGAUAUCAUUAUGUUUGACAAUUUUAACUUCUUCAAUUCUACUGAAGCUUCGUUUCACUUUACAUUAAAACGAGUUGGUGUUUAUUAUACGUUCCUGAUCUUCAUAGUGGGCUUCAUUGGAAAUUCACUGUCUUGUCUUGUAUUUUUACGCGCUGGAUUGCGGUAACAUUUUUGUAGUACUCUCCUUCCUUUAACUGAAUCCUAAUUUCUUUCUAUACUUUUUAGUCAAUUGGGUUGUAGUUUUUAUUUGAUAGCUUUAUCAAUAUCAGACAAUGGUUAUCUAUUAUGCCUUGCUAUCAUAUGGUUGGAAAAUAUUAAUAUUCAAAUAUUUCAUAUCAAUAUAGUUUGCCAAAUUACUGUGUAUUUCACAACACUGUGCAGUUCAUUGUCUGUCUGGUGAGUAACUCUUCUCCUUUUUUUUGUUAAUAUGAAAAUUUUUGUUUUGAUAUUAUAAUUUGCAAUUUGACAUGAGAAGACUGAAUGAAACAAGAUCGCAAACGGGGAUAGUAAAGCGAUGUUUUCUAUUGUCUAUAGAGAAAGGACGAAAAUAAAAUUAUGACAUUUUAUUCCAUAAGUAAUUUUGCUUUUAUCUUAAAUUCAGAAAGUAAAACGAAUAGUUAUGAGUUUUAAUCUAAUCUUAGACUCAUUAUGUGAACGAUUAAAACUGAAUUAUUUUCUACUGUUUCUCGUAGCAUAAAAAUUUUAAAACCAAUGCGGCUAUCAUAUUAAGAAGUUUAAUAAAAAGUUUUAAUCAAAUAACUUUGCCCAUAAACUCGUAGUAUGUCUUGUAACACGUUAACUGCCGAAGAAAUCAUAUAUAUGAUACUCACUCGUUUUGGAUUAGAUUUUAUCUUUUUACUAAAUGUCGUAUCGUACCUAAAAAUCAAGUUUUUAGUUAUUGUUCGUAUCAGUCUGAAAAAUGGUAUGACCUUUCUGCAUAUAAUACUGCUGAUCUCUUAAUAAGUAAUACUAGCAGGUAAAUCGUCAAUGAUAAAAGGCAGAUCAUCAAAUACAAUACAAACUGUUGUUUGUAACAUAAAGUUGAAUCAGUCGAAUGUAAAAAUCAAAGAAGAGAUUUGCUAUGUACGCAUGAUUAUAUCUUCAUAAUCGCUCCAUGAUUCUCGUCAUAUCUAGCUCUUUAGAAUGUGAAUAUAUGAAACACUUACAAUAAUAAUAGAAGAUCAUGACAUUCUGGUAAAAUGAUGUUACUUCUUCGAUAGAGCUGCCAUGUUCAUAGUGACAUUAAGUCGUCAGAAGUUUACGUUAGCCUUUACUACUGAACGUUUUGUUGUUGUUGCAUAUCCUCUCAAACGCAACUGCUAUCGUUCAAAUGCUCGAGCUCAUAUCGUCAUUUUGUGUAUCACCGUUGUAGCCUCCGUAUUAUAUUCAUCGACAUUCUUCACAACUGGUAUUGAACUCACCAGAAGCACAUCGACUGUCAUGCCCAUUGUAUCCGUUAAUCGAUGUGCAACGUUUCACCGAUGGAUCACUUUCACUCGCCGAAUGAAUAUAUUUGAUGUUGUUGUCACAUUUAUUAUACCAUUUAUAGGUAUUGUUGUAUUCAAUUCAAUUAUCAUAUACAAAUCACAGGAGUACAAUGGUCUGUUAGAUAGAAAUGAUGUAGACUCUACAAGUGGUUUAAAUCACAUGAUCGAACAGAGGGCAAAACGGUCAACGUAUCAUAAACGAAUGACAAGAGUGGCAUUAAUCAUUAGUUUCACCUUUCUCUUAUUGAAUACACCACUGCAUGUGCUGAAAGCAUAUUAUUUUCAGUUUAGUCCACCAGAUGUUGAUGAUAAAUCAUUAACAGAAAGUAUCAUUGAGCAGUUUACAUUUUAUUUGUAUUACACCAAUUUUAGUAUCAACUUUUUUCUUUAUUCACUGUGCGGUGAAAAUUUCCGUACGUCGCUUGUACAAUUAUUUCAGCGUAAACGAUCAACAACAACAAUAAUGGUCAAAAACAGGACUUGUCAAAAAAAUCAAGUUAGAAACACCUUUGCUGGCCAUGCUCUUGGUCGCCGGGAUACGGGUGAUAUACAAAGACUAGAAAAUCUUUUACAUGGGAUAAAUGCAAGUAACAUUACUGUGCGCUGUGAACAAAUAUUAACAAAAGUGGCUGAGAUUGAUCGAGAUGUGAGUUCUGCCAAUCGCCGGAAUUUGUCAACGAUAGUUAAAUAUUAUCACCGUAGAAGUAAAACACAUAAAACAAACAUUGUAAAAGUUAAAUUUCAAUCACAGUCACAUUUAUGUUAA